UCAGUAAAGAUAGGGAAAGUUAAAAGUGGAAUAUCCACUCUCUCCACCCACUCACUUCUCCCACAGUUAUAACCUGGGACACUGCAUUGUAUGGAUUUAUUGGACAGAAGAACCUCCAGAGGCUGUGAGCUUACAGAUAACUCACUGGCAAAAUGCUUCUGUUGUUUCUGUCUCUGGUUUUGGGAACUCCACAAGGACAAGGUACAUUUCAAACUGCAAACUUAGGGGUUACAGUAACGUGUGACAAUAUAUCGGUUUUUAAUAUUCCUGUAUAAAUUCAAUAUAGGGCUUUGUACUGUGACGUUUGUGAAUAUUCAGUGUGUUCACAGCAAACGUAUCUUUAUUUUCUCAGCGAAACGUGUUGACAACUGGAGAGAGCAACAAGCUCCUGUAUGGUUAGCUCUGGUUGUUAUCAUCAGCGUCAUCGCUGUUCUGGGCGUUCUAUUGUUUCUAAAAACUUCUCGUUCUGGCAGAAGAUUGAUGGAACGACUCAACAGUUCUAUGACCCAGAGCAACAACAACACUGAUGAGAGCCCUGAAUGUUCAAGAGAGGCCGUUACCCUGGUGCCUGCAUAACAUUCAGCGUGAGCCAGUUGUCUUGUUGGUUAUUUCGAAAUGAACUCCACGUUGACCUCUGCUAUGUUGCUGUAUGUCAGAUGCAUUCUAUACCAAUAAAACACUACUCACUUUUGCACCUAAAUUAGUUUUGCACCAACAUUUGUGGAAUCAGUUAGUGAAAUCACUAAUAAUCGUCUUUCACAGAAAAAAAGGGUGCUAUCUAGAACCAUCCCCAUAGGAGAACCCUUUGAAUAACUCUGGUUCCAGGUAGAACCCUUUUCAUAACCCUUAAGCUUGUUUACAAAGGGAGUUGGUUUUGGUCUAUAUAUACAUUGAUGUUGUAAUAUUCUGUAAUAUUCUCACAAGCAUUGUUUUCAUAACUACUAAGCUAAACUUGUUUUUAGUUUUAGCCUAAACUCUGACGUAAUUUUCUGGGACUCAAAUUAAUAUAAAAUGUUAUUGAUUUGUGUACAAAUAAACGUUUGGAAAUAACCAGUCUUCAAAAUGUUAUUUCUCUCAUAUAGAGCUUGUUGUCUUGUGCCUAAUUAUUAUCUCCAACAAUAAUAUACAUUUCAGUUAUCACAGCACAUAGAGUACCCGUCAGCAGAAAAUAACCACAACACUUCCUGUGAACAAGUCAACAGAGGAAACUCUUCUCUAUCCAUUUAUUCAGUUGUUCACCAUUUUACCCUGCCAAAAGACAGUUCACCAGUCAGUUGUGAGUGUUUUGCGCGUGUGGAAGAGUGUGUGGAGCUCUCUGAUAAAUGCAGCUGGUACCUAGUCGGCAGGAUGGAUGUUCUGUUGUGGAGAUGUGUGCUGGGACUCCUCUGCAGCCCUGCAGUGCUCACCUGGACAGUUUCCCAGAGCCCCAGUGCCGUAGCUCUGAUGAAGGUCAACUCCUCGGCCGAGAUCCUCUGCUCCACAUCGCUACCGGACCCCACAGGCCUCUACCUCAGGGGUCGAUUCCACAACAACAGAGAUGUGCUGUACUUGUCGAUAGCUGACAGAGCAGUCGGUAGGACCACAAUCCACAAUGGGUUCAGAGGUCGGGUCACAGUGGUGUCAGACCAGGACCAGGAGGUCAAGCGGGGCUGUGAGUUCACACUGAGGCUGUCCCAGCUUGGGGUGGAGGACACAGACAGUUACUACUGCAGCUGGAGGUACUACGAUACCAAAGGGAAAGUGCUGGUACAGCGGCACAGUAAUGGCACCAUCAUCAUUGUCAGAGAGAGAGAUCCAGAGAAGGGCUGUGGCGGCGGUCAGACCAACAUUGAACUCAUCUUGAUUGUGCUGAGUUGGACGGCCUUCAUCGUCAUCUUCUUCCUCUUCAUUGGAGCUCUGAUGUGGCGAUGCACACGGACCAAAAAGCACUACACACCAGCCAGGGACAAUAGAAGACACCACCAUCACCACCACCAGCAUGUGUCCACAGCACAGGCCUACUGCUGACCCACAGUUCAUCUACUCGAGCAGCUCUCCAGGCCAUGUCAACUUUAAAGGGAUACUGUAACAUUGAAGGGAAUGGAAGAAGUGAUUCUGCAAUUGCGGUAAUGAUUUACCUUUAGAGUGUCUACGCAGUUAGGCCUACUGUCUGUUCUCACUAAUGGAAUGUUCGUUACUUACUGUUUUUGGCUAGAUUUCAGAUAUAUUUUCAGACGUCUGUCUGAGCAAUCCAUUGUUUGCGUUUAUUUGCCAAGUUGGUAGUUGUGCAUUUCUGUUCAUUGCAUCUGACAGAAACAUCAGUGCAAUUAAAUAGUGUGCAAUUAUGUGCAUUUUGUAGGCUACUGUUCUCAUGAGCUCUUUCUCACCAAAUGUCUGUUUUUCUCUUAUUUUGUGUCUCCACUUCCGAUUGUUAUGGGAAUUGUUUAUGUUAACAGAAAGACUCUUUCUAUGUGACUCACUGAUACUAACAGCAACGUACCAUACCACAUCCUGCAGUUUGAUGUCUGACAUGCUUUCAGAUCAUAUAUCGGCUGCCUAAUGUGUGAACGGGUCAAUUGUUUUGUUUUUUGCACAUCCUGUAGAUUUAAGUGUUUCGACAAUGUUGUGCUAAUCUGUUAGAUUAUCCUGCUCUUCAUCUAACAUGUCCUAAUGUGACCAAGCUGAAUAUACAUUCCACGCAAGUGAGAGAUAUAAAAUAGGCAUGUGUCAGUCAAGUCAACACAUACUCAUUUAAAGAGAUAUUGCUGCAUUACUUUGUAUUUAUGGAUUCCCUGGUCUCACUGACAGACAGCGGCGAGUCCCAGCUGUUUAGUUGAUUUAUAUAUAUAUUUUUGGGGGGUUGCGUGUUAUUUUGGCAUUAAUACGUGUCACAAAUCAGUUUGCAAACAAUGUGAAAAAAAUAAAGCUGCAUACA
Messenger RNA from Oncorhynchus kisutch (coho salmon), 2914 nucleotides. RefSeq lists its product as uncharacterized. Gene Ontology annotation, molecular function: signaling receptor activity. The record is from RefSeq and is a predicted model, not a curated record. NCBI's taxonomy places the organism in Eukaryota, Metazoa, Chordata, Actinopteri, Salmoniformes, Salmonidae. The transcript has 6 exons. The coding region runs from base 1348 to 2007 and encodes 219 amino acids. Gene Ontology annotation, biological process: adaptive immune response. Gene Ontology annotation, cellular component: membrane.